This is a messenger RNA of Phanerochaete carnosa HHB-10118-sp, 425 nucleotides long. RefSeq lists its product as uncharacterized. Gene Ontology annotation, molecular function: box H/ACA snoRNA binding; telomerase RNA binding. The transcript is spliced from 3 exons. Lineage: Eukaryota; Fungi; Basidiomycota; Agaricomycetes; Polyporales; Phanerochaetaceae. The coding region runs from base 1 to 195 and encodes 64 amino acids. The record is from RefSeq and is a predicted model, not a curated record. Gene Ontology annotation, biological process: rRNA pseudouridine synthesis; positive regulation of telomerase RNA localization to Cajal body; ribosome biogenesis. Gene Ontology annotation, cellular component: box H/ACA telomerase RNP complex; box H/ACA snoRNP complex.
AUGCAUCUCAUGUAUACGCUGGACGAGCACGGUAACCGGUUAUAUACACUCAAAAAAAUUACAGACGAUGGUAAAAUUACCAAGUCUGCUCACCCAGCUCGUUUUUCUCCCGAUGAUAAAUUCUCACGUCACCGGGUGACUAUCAAGAAACGCUACGGCAUCCUUUUGACCCAACUGCCCGCGAAGCCGAUGUGAAGGCUUUCGAGCAAGAGGCGAAGUGCUGAGAUGAGUAGAGCGCGACCGUGGAGCGAUCUCGUGUGCUUCGCUGUAUGCCUUCGUAUACCAUCUGUGCUUCUUUCAGUCAAUUGUCGGAGUGGGGCUAGCGACCUUACAACGAGAAAUAUUAGAGAUUGAACGCUGCCAAUCCAGCCAUAGUCCUCUAGAGCUUCAGGCUUCAAAGCUCAGACUUAGUCAUUCCUGCUACU